GGGACAAACUCACUCGGCACCGCGGGCGGAGCAACAUGGAGAGCAGACAACGCCGAGGCUUCCUCAACGCGGGUUCAGUAGCGCAGUAAAGCCGCGGGUAUCCGAUGAAAAGUCAAGUGUUGCUCUGUUUGGGAAGGAGAAAGCGCGACCAGGCCGAGGAGGACUCCGGGGACGGAAAGCCCACAGCCGCGCGCCUCGAGCACAGAGCUGGAAAGUUACCCAGAGACGAGGCAGUGUCGGCGGAGGAGCAGCAGCGAGGAAUUACAGGCGCGUCCGGGUCACACGGCGGCGGCGGCGGCGGCAGCGAUGUCCUCAGCCGGGAGCCUCCACUAACCGCCCUCGCAGUUGCAGCGGUUGUCUCGACUGAUGAAUCACAUUUGGGGAAGCGGGCCGGUGAAGACAAGCCAGCGGGCUGCGAGGAGUCCAAACCUGGGAGAGUGGACAAUGCCUGGGAUCCCCCGACCAUGGAGGAUCACUCGGCUGGAAGACACACACAAGAUUUGUGCGAGUCUGAGAAAGUAACGAGUUUGAAUUCAGCUUCGCUGCUGGAUAGUACUCGGACUUUGCCCGGCCCUGCCCCGGAUACUCCGGAGAGCGGAGACGCUUCAGCCAAAAUGACUAAAACCGAUACCGCCCCGUGCGCCCCAAAACCCGAGGACGACUGGCCCGAGAAAGCUCCUCCGGUGGGGCAGACCUUCCCGGGGGUGAUACCGAAACUCAUCAUCACCCGAGACCCCAGUCCCAGCCCGACACUGAGCGUCCGAGCCGAGGCGGGUGUGGGUUCCAGCUUGGAAAGUCACCUGGAUGAUGGCUCACCCAACUCGGACAGUGGAUGUGGAGGCUCGCCGGCCCUGAUGCGCUCUCCGAGGAAGCUGUCCAACUCCUCUUCCAUCGGAUUAUCGUCUGCCUCUUCCUUCGAGGAGUCAGAGGACGACUUCACCGGCAGCGACAUCGAGUCCAGCUCGUCCCCGGGCCGGUCCCUCUGCAGCCCGGACGAUGGCUCCGGGAUGAAAUCUUGGACUAAGUUGAAAACGCUCUGCCACCUGCCGAUGGUGGUCUCGAUUAAGAAGCGCUACCCGUGGGUCCAGCUGGCCGGUCAUGCAGGUAACUUCCAGGCUGGGGAGAACGGCCGGCUGCUCAAGAGGUUCUGUGAGUGCGAGCAACUCUGCCUGCAGAAGCUGAUGAACGACCCACUGCGCCCCUUUGUUCCUGGGUAUUAUGGAGUGGUGCAGAGAGACGAGCAGGACUACAACCUCAUGGACGACCUCCUGGCCGGCUUUGACUCGCCUUCGAUCAUGGACUGCAAGAUGGGCAGCAGGACCUAUUUGGAGGAAGAGCUGACCAAGGCCAGAGAGCAACCACGGCUGAGGAAGGACAUGUUCGAGAAGAUGUUGAAUGUGGACCCUAAAGCGCCGACAGAGCAGGAGAGGGCCCAGCAGGGAGUGCUCAAACCCAGAUACAUGCAGUGGAGGGAGACGCUGAGCUCCACGGCGACCUUGGGCUUCCGCAUUGAAGGCAUCAGGAAAGCCGACGGUACUUGCAACACCAACUUCAAGAAAACAAAGCACAGGGAGCAGGUGAUGCAGGCGCUGGAGGACUUUGUUCACAGGAACACUGAAAUCCUGAAACUGUACCUGGCUCGUCUGGAGGAACUCAGGACCGUGCUGGAUCGAUCAGAUUUCUUCAGGUCACAUGAGGUGGUGGGCAGCUCGCUGCUCUUCGUGCACGACUCCUCCGGGAAGGCCAAAGUCUGGAUGAUCGACUUCGGGAAGACCGUUCCUCUUCCAGCCCCGCAGACACUAGACCACCGGACGCCCUGGGUGGAAGGAAACCGGGAAGACGGCUACCUGUGGGGCCUGGACAACCUCAUAGACAUCUUCAGUGCCAUGCUGCCGCCGGCACCACAUCCGUAAAGAAAGACGUUAAGAUGUCCGGCGGCACAAGAGACGCCCCGGAGAGUGAAUAAAGAAGAACAUGAAAGCAGGACUAUGAGGCUAAUGAGAGCUCAAACUGGAGCCUAAAGAACAAGCUGGACGUUCACCUGCAUGAACUUGACUCCUCAGUGUUGAUUGCACUCAAUGAACUGGUGGUCUAUGCAGCAUUUUAGGGGACUGGGAUUCAUUUAUUGUUUAAUACAACACUAAAACACCAGUCAAAUAACUCUGUAAAUACAAAUUUAUUUAAUUUUUUUCAGCCUGCCUUCCUUGUUGUGCCAAGAUCUUUUUUCCAGAUGGCUUUUGAAUCAUUCCAGCGGGUUUCUCCCCCUAAUGUUUUAUCUAUUUUUAACCCUGCAGUAUGACUAGAAUCUUUUUGUAUCAUGGUGAGUUUCGCCAAGUAAAAAUUAGAAUGGGUCCUUGCAAAGCCAUAAAACAAAAAGCAGUGCCUCGUGUGUGUUGCAGAAGGUGUGAGAAUAUGCCUGCAUGACUCUUAAAACUGGAAUUUCCUGGUGGAACUGACUCGUCUUCACACAUGAUUAUUAAGGUGGAAUGUCCUAGAUAUCUGUAUCGACAGAGUCUGGCAUUCGGUUUACAAAAGAAGACAAUUACAUGUUUUCAAAACGGUGACGAUACCGAUGAUAAUGUCUUCCAGGGCUUUUCACAGUGGCAACUCAGUGUACAUAAGCUUCCAGACAUCAAGAAUCUGGAAUUCCGCUUCAGGAUUUUCAGUGGUGUAAACGCAGCUCCAGCAGCUGAACCAUUUGUUUACGUUCCAUUUGUAAAAGACGACCUGCUGUUGAGCUUCAUUCUGUAAAACUUGUCGGCACUUGGUGACUGUAGUUUUAAGACACAUCAUUGCAGACUGUUAAUAUGACAUUCUUGCUUUUUCCUGAAGGUCUCGGAUCCCAAUAAACUGGAAAUGAGGUUUUUUGACAAGACUGUUUUUUUUCCCUAAGGAGUUAACGACCCAUUAAUCUUA
Synchiropus splendidus (mandarinfish) is the source of this 2916-nucleotide messenger RNA. It is a transcript of the gene itpkcb, whose product is annotated as inositol-trisphosphate 3-kinase Cb. Bases 105 to 1913 code for a protein of 602 amino acids. Gene Ontology annotation, cellular component: nucleus; cytoplasm. Gene Ontology annotation, biological process: inositol phosphate biosynthetic process. Gene Ontology annotation, molecular function: inositol-1,4,5-trisphosphate 3-kinase activity; inositol tetrakisphosphate kinase activity. The record is from RefSeq and is a predicted model, not a curated record. The transcript has 7 exons. Lineage: Eukaryota; Metazoa; Chordata; Actinopteri; Syngnathiformes; Callionymidae.